Molecule: messenger RNA, 1098 nt
Organism: Heterocephalus glaber (naked mole-rat)
Lineage: Eukaryota; Metazoa; Chordata; Mammalia; Rodentia; Bathyergidae
Gene: Mrpl19
Product: mitochondrial ribosomal protein L19
Biological process (GO): translation
Cellular component (GO): ribosome; mitochondrial large ribosomal subunit
Molecular function (GO): structural constituent of ribosome
Source: RefSeq, a predicted model, not a curated record
GCACAGAUUUCUGGGAGUUGUAGUCCCAAUUUAUGCGAGUAGGCAUGGCGGCCUGCGUUGUAGCGGGGAAUGGGAGCACUUUGGGCUUGGCGCGGAGCUUAAGAGCGUCUAGAGUGCUGCUUCUUGGGCCAGCCUUUGUCGCCCGCUGGAUUCUCUCUGGUCCGGCCAGGCAGCAGAAGUCUGGGACUUCCGAGCCCGGUGCGUUCCAGCCGCCGCCGAAACCGGUCAUCGUGGACAAGCGCCGACCUCCGGACAAGGAGGGGAGGUUCUUGAGUCCUGAAUUUAUUCCUCCAAGAGGAAGAACAAGUCCUCUGAAAUUUCGAAUAGAAAGAAAAGAUAUGUUAGAAAGGAGAAAAGUACUAUACAUUCCAGAGUUCUACGUUGGAAGCAUACUACGUGUUACCACAGCUGACACAUAUGCCCAAGGAAAAUCUAGCCAGUUUCUGGGAAUUUGCAUCCAGAGGUCAGGAAGUGGACUUGGAGCUACUUUUAUCCUUAGGAAUACUAUUGAAGGGCAAGGUGUUGAGAUUUGCUUUGAUCUGUAUAAUCCUCGAAUCCGUGAGAUAGAAGUGGUCAAAUUAGAGAGACGGCUGGAUGAUAACUUGCUAUAUUUACGAGAUGCCCUUCCUGAAUACAGCACUUUCGAUAUAAAUAUGAAGCCAGUAACAACAGAGGUUGACCAAGAAGUUCCUGUUAAUAAGCUGAAAGUAAAAAUGAAGCCUAAGCCUUGGUCUAAACGCUGGGAACGUGCAUAUUUUAAUAUUAAAGGAAUAAGAUUUGAUCUUUGUUUAACUGAAGAACAAAUGAAAGAGGCUCAGAAGUGGAGUCAGCCAUGGCUUGAAUUUGAUAUGAUGAGGGAAUAUGAUACUUCAAAAAUUAAAGCUGCAAUAUUGGAUGAAAUUGAAACAUCAAAAAAAUCCUGAUUCUGAGAUGCAUUUGGUUACCUAAGGAGGAUGUAUUGGCUUUCUACAGGAUUUAUCUUGAAACAAUUUAAUUUUAUUUGUAAGAACGUAAUCCUUAAAUAAACUAAGCAUUCUUUUUCUAAAUUACUUUUCAAAAAAUAAAAAUUUCACAGCAGUUUAUUACUGAAAAAGAGAA